This is a messenger RNA of Mytilinidion resinicola, 861 nucleotides long. RefSeq lists its product as uncharacterized. The record is from RefSeq and is a predicted model, not a curated record. NCBI's taxonomy places the organism in Eukaryota, Fungi, Ascomycota, Dothideomycetes, Mytilinidiales, Mytilinidiaceae. Bases 1 to 861 code for a protein of 286 amino acids. The transcript has 3 exons.
AUGUUCGCACCUCCCGCACCCUCCGCGACGUUAUUGGGCGACGGUCGCAUGAACGCAGGCCCUCCAGCUGGCUUUCGAAUGGUUCCUCACCACGGCAACUUCGACAGCGUCCCGCCGCCACACCAGCAACGGCCUAUGUCGAGUACGCCACUACCGCCGCCACCUGCUGGUCUCCCCGCAAGGCCACCUCAGUCAAAUGCCGGAUAUGAUCCGGGAGAAUACUGUGUUAUGUCUGCGGACUUUGUUGACGACGGCGCCGGCAACGUCAAGGGCAUCAACACAGUCUCAGUGGAAUGGACCCGGAAAGCCGACAGAGGAUGGGACAUGAAGAAGCUCGAGGGCAACGAGCGUUUCUUCCCCGCGGAGCUCGUCCUGCUGCCUAUGGAGUUCGUGGGCCCGGUCGAGCUGGAGUCUCUCCGUCAAAAUCAAGCAGUCAGAUCACUGUGUCCCGCACGCAAGUCUGCGAGACAGCCAGGAUACAUCGACAUUUCCAAGACGAAUCUCCCCGGCGACGAAGAUGAGCUGAUAGCUGAUGCCGGCCCGUCACGACACACCCGCGGAAGACGGCGAACACCAGGUCAAGAAGCCAGAUCACCGUGGAGCCCAUCUCGCCUGGCGGAAGUGGGAGUCCUGCGGCACGAUGGAUUCGUGGACGACCAACUCGCGAUGGGGUACGCUCUUCCCCAAAUCCGAGCGAAAGGCCAGAUCACUGCGGAUCCCAUCUCCCCUGGUGGGAGUGAGAGUUCUGAGGUGCGACAGCCGACGCCGGACCAUCACGACGCACCCGUGGAAGACGGCGAGUACCAGGUCAUGUGCGGGACCACCGUGGAGUCCAUGUCCUCAUGGAUGCGAGAGUUCUGA